This is a messenger RNA of Apaloderma vittatum (bar-tailed trogon), 1002 nucleotides long. RefSeq names its product dynein, axonemal, intermediate chain 1 (gene DNAI1). NCBI's taxonomy places the organism in Eukaryota, Metazoa, Chordata, Aves, Trogoniformes, Trogonidae. Gene Ontology annotation, molecular function: dynein light chain binding; dynein heavy chain binding. Gene Ontology annotation, cellular component: outer dynein arm. The record is from RefSeq and is a predicted model, not a curated record. Gene Ontology annotation, biological process: cilium movement; outer dynein arm assembly. The transcript is spliced from 9 exons. The annotation marks the transcript as partial.
AGUGAUGAUAUAAACAAGAUCUCAAAGGCGGCUAAAAUAAUGGAGCGGAUGGUGAAUCAGAACACAUUUGAUGACAUUGCACAAGAUUUUAAGUAUUUUGAGGAUGCCUCGGAUGAAUACAGAGACCAACAAGGAACUCUCCUCCCACUCUGGAAGUUCCAGUUUGACAAAACCAAGAGACUUGCAGUUACUGCCCUCUCCUGGAAUCCAAAGUACAAGGACCUAUUUGCAGUGGGGUAUGGCUCUUAUGACUUCUUGAAGCAGGGCCAAGGCAUGCUCCUGCUAUACACCAUGAAGAACCCUUCCUUCCCAGAGUAUGUGUUCAGCAGCGAGAGUGGCGUCAUGUGCCUGGACUUCCAUAAUGACCAACCCUACCUCAUGGCGGUGGGCUUCUAUGAUGGCAAUGUGGCCAUCUACAACCUGAAGAAGGCAACCUCCCAGCCCAGCUGCAAGAGUCGUGCUAAGUCAGGAAAGCAUAUGGGGCCAGUGUGGCAGGUCAAGUGGCAGAAGGAUGACAUGGACAACAAUUUGAACUUCUUCUCCAUCUCCUCAGAUGGACGGAUUGUUUCAUGGACUUUAAUUAAGAAUGAGCUGGUUCAUACAGAUGUCAUCAAGCUGUCAGCAGAAGGAACGACAAAGCAGGGGCCAGAGGGGCUGCAGCUGCAAACACUUGGCUGCGGGACAUCAUUUGAUUUUCACAAAAAGAUAGACCAUUUAUUUCUCGUUGGUACUGAAGAGGGAAAGAUCUAUAAGUGUUCAAAAUGCUAUUCAAGCCAGUUUCUGGAUGUGUUUGAAGCCCAUCACAUGGCUGUGGACUCAGUCAGCUGGAAUCCCUACCACUUGAAAGUCUUCAUUUCCUGCAGCUCUGACUGGACAGUCAAGAUCUGGGAUCACACCAUCAAGACUCCAAUGUUUAUUUAUGACCUGAACUCUGCUGUAGGGGACGUCACGUGGUCCCCUUACUCCUCCACAGUCUUUGCUGCAGUCACCAUCGAUGGCAAG